GGCUUCGUUUCUUUUCCAAGGAAGCAUGCGAUUAAUGCUGUUCGCGGCGAGUUUUUUCUUGGCCAUUCAGCGAUUGACUGCGGAAGAAUGGAUCGACGUGAAGACUCCUGUUCAUAAAAUGGGCCCGAGAGGGUCUUAUUUCGGAUUUUCACUGGCUCAGCACGUUUACCACGAAGGAAGUAAACGGCCUGCUGUUGUGCUCGUCGGCGCUCCGAUCGCCGAGGAUGAGAAGCAACGGCUGUAUGUGUGUCCGGCGAAUACGAGGGAUGCCAACGACUGCUUCUCAAUCUUGGACGCAUCAGGAGGAGGAGGGGGGUUUGGUGGAUCCGGGGGAAGUUCAAGCGGAGGCUUCGGUGGGUCCGGUGGGAGUUCGAGCAGCAACGGGGCCCAACAGGCUGGAGGAGCGGGUCCUCAUGACGGCGGGUCGUUCUUUGGCGAUGAUGAUGCGCCGGCCAUCGUCAGGGAUCCGGGUCUCAGCGACUGGAUGGGAGUUACCGUCGAAAGCGGAGGCCUGGACUCUCCGGUUUUAGCAUGUGCACACAGAAGCUUACUGGCUGAUGGGAAACACGCAUUUGGAAGUUGCCAAGUCUUUUCUGCCGACUUGCUGACCAUGACCAAGAAGGACUUGGAAAGUUGCAGCGGUUUAUCUCAGACCUCGAAAUUGACUGAUGGCUUCGACCUGUGCCAAUCCGGAAUCAGCGCUCAUGUAACGACGGACAAGGACGCGUUUAUCGGGGCGCCGGGUUCGAUUGCGUGGAGAGGAUCGGUUUCCAGCUCGAACCUCACUUCGGCCUUCCCCAGCGGCCAUUUGCUGAACCGAACUGCCAUCACCAGUUCCAUUUCCUCCUACAGUUAUUUCGGCUAUUCAGUGACUUCGGGAACCUUCGUCGUCCGAGGCGACCCGAGGCGGGCUUACUUCGCGGUUGGUGCUCCCAGAGGGUCGGAGGGCAGAGGAGAAGUGAGACUCGUUCGGAAAACCAGCCGAGAGCCCUGGAUGGACAUCUUGACGGGCACGAACUUGACCGGGGAGCACAUCGCGUCCUACUUUGGGAGCAGUGUGGCUGCUGCUGAUGUCAAUGGCGACGGACUGGACGACUUGAUCGUCGGAUCGCCGUAUUUCCACGACCACGAUUACAAGAGGGGUGGCGCAGUGUACGUGUACUUGAACACGAACGCCUCGAGACCGGAGCAGGCGUUCAUCGAUUCCCCAACCUACAAAAGAUCCCUCUAUGGAUCGUCGAAAAGCAAAUUCGGGUUCGCCGUGGAAUCCAUCGGAGACCUGAAUCAUGACGGUGCUGACGACAUCCUCGUUGGUGCACCUGGGGCACAGGGUGGGAAGGUAUACCUUUUUUUCGGGAAACCGGGGGCGACAUCUGCGCAUGACAUUUUCCCGACGAGAACUGGUGACCAGAUUAUCAGCGCCAAAACGCUCAACUCGAGCUUCGGCGGGACGACUGAUGCUGAUAAUCAUCACGAUAAGAAGCAUUUGUUGCACCUGGGGACUUCGAUAUCAGCAGGCAUGGACUUGAACGCCGACGGUUCUCCGGACGUGGCUGUGGCAAGCUACACGACUGACAGCAUCCUCAUCCUCGCAGCCCAUCCCAUUUUGACAGUUGUUCUGCACCAAGAGAUUCCUGACGACUUGCUGAACCCGGAGAGGGCUAAAUAUCACUUGGAAGUUGGACUGGCGCUUGAAACGUGUGGUGUUUGCCGAGACGCAGGAAUCCCAGAAAGUCUUGACGAUUUCUCUACGGAAAAGGCAAUCAGCAGAGCCCGUUUGUUUGCCGGAAUUGGAUAUUAUUUGGCAGAUCACACUUAUCCCCUGAGCUCCGACGAACCCCUCAUCCUGCGAGCGAGGUUGCAGAGAGAACAGGACCCGGCGUACCAGGCGAAAUUCAGGCUGCAGUCCGCGUCUCGAAUCAGGCUGAUCGAAGCCAUGCAAGUCAUCGGGCCUCAUUCGGACGACGUCGGCGGAAGCAACUCCACUGACACCAGGAAACUCAAGUGCGCAUCCCGCUCGAGUCGAUUGGACAUCCUCUGCGAAUUGGAGCCUGUGAUGAGGCAGCAGACGACAGAGAUUGAGAUUCGGCUCAGUGUGGAUUUGCCAGCCACUUCCCAGCACUUGCUCAAUUUCAAGGGCACGUUUUCUGCGAGCACUGCGUCGACGGAUGCUGUUGCUGAAGUCAAGAACAUCCGCGCCAUGUUCAAAUCCGACGUGGUCAUGGAAAGUUCCAGCGACCCGAGUACAGUCAAGCUGUCGGCAUUCCCAGCUGUGAGGGGUGAUGGACAGUACCAGUACUUUGACGAGGCUGGCCUCUCUGUCACACACAGUUAUUUAUUCUCCAACGAAGGCCCGUCCAGGAUACCGUUGGCCAAGGUCAAGUUUGAAUGGCCCGACGCGGAAGAAAUGGGCGAUGACAAGAAAGACUGGAUCUUGUAUUUGAAAUCCGAACCCCGACUCACGACUAAAACAGCACGCAGCCAAUUAUUAAAUGCUGAACUCAAAGAUGCGAGAAAAAUAAUGAGCAUCGAUCAGUUUUCUGUUGGCUUAUAUUGCGCUAAUUUAUUGAUGACGAUGCACAAAAAGAUUUGCAGAGGGCCGGAUGAGAAUGGGGCCACUUCUUACAGCUGCUACUUCUGCGACCUGGUCGACUGGCCCGUCCACUUGGCCGUUUCUUUCGAGCUGGACUUCCUCCUGUGGAGCGAGUCCGUCAAGCCACGGGUCCUUUCGGGAGACGGCACCAAGUGGGCCUCGGAUGCUCUGGUGGAAUGGCCAGUCACGGCAUUCAGCAGCAAACGUGUCCUCAAGAAACAGGCUGUAACUGGGAUCACUGCCGACCAAGCGCGUGAGACGGAGAAGGUCUUUCCUCUCAAGUGGAUCAUCGGUGGCUCCAUCGUCGGCGGACUCGUCUUGCUCGCAGGCAUCAUUCUCUGCCUCCGGUGUUGCGGGUUCUUCGACAACAAGACGAUGAGGCGAGCACCGAGAAUAAAUCCUGGGCCUGGCGGUGAUGGUGCUCUCCGUUCAGAUGAAACGGACCUCGUCGCGGAAGAAGGCCAGCCUCUCUCACCAUCGGCGGCGGCGACAGAUUGAGAGACUAGUUACGAUAUUACAGACGGAGCGUAAUGGAAACACGUACAGCACUCAUCAUCAUCGUGUGCGUGCUCUUUUGUAUGCUGUACUGUACAGCUCUCAAUUAUUCAGAUGUGUCGCGAUCAUAUAAUACGUGUACGUGCAACGCAGAACUAUACAUACUGUAGAUAGGUACAUGAUGAUGCAUCACUCGCAGUACUGUACUGUACACCUUGACGUACUGUAUAUAAUGAGUGUGUAUGAAGGCAGCAUCAUUAUGCAGCUAUAUUUGCACAAGUACUGUACUGCGUAUAAUUUGUGCCUUUAUUAUGGGAUGUUCCUAUAGCUGAUUGUUGGAGCGCAGUGGCAAAGUCUUUCCAAAAUGACGGCAGUCGGUGUCAGAGAGCGAUUGAUGCACCAAGCGCGGCGCUUGUACUCGUGCAAGGGAACGACAUCUUCUUUCUGCGAACAAUAGGAAUCGAGAGUUGCACAUAACUAGCUGUCGUAAUCUUUGCAGGCGAUAAAUCGUAGUGAUGAUGACGAUAUAUUCACGUUCGUCGUCAUGGGAUGACGAACGUAAACAUAUGCAUUCAAGUAUAGGAAGUUUCCAACUUUUUUUUUUGUACUCCUUCGUCCUUUCUUUGGCCAUAUAUCUCGAUGUGGACUUUUGUAAAUUAUGUGAUAUUAUUCGUCACAGACUUUUUUAAAUUCACUUGCUGGAUUUAAGGUGUAUUGACCCUUUAUGAAAUAAUUGUUCGUGUGCGUGUGAAUGAAUUUGACAUGCGCGGUGUGUCAUCUGGCAAAUUGUAUUUGUGUUUUUCAACUGUCGAAUCUGUCUUAUAUACAGUAUGUGGAUGAAUGAAUUUAUACGAAGGCAUAUAUGAACUUUUAAAGUUGCACAUGUCCGAAAUAUGAGCUGAAUUAUUAUUAUAUACAGUAUACUAUUAUUUUUG
This is a messenger RNA of Notodromas monacha, 4023 nucleotides long. The record is from the annotation of a GenBank genome assembly. Lineage: Eukaryota; Metazoa; Arthropoda; Ostracoda; Podocopida; Cyprididae.